AUGUCAGAGAUGUACAGUGGUGUAACCUAUUUUCGUGGAUAUAAGACAGAAUUUAUUUUUAAAAACAUGAUAAUCAUGCAGUUGAAUAAGAAAGUAGCUGUAGUUGGUGGUGUUUUGUUUGUAUUGAUAUUGAUAGUGUUAUUUAAAAAAUCUUCCAUUUUUUCAUUUCACCAUGAAAGUGAAUUAAAAUGGAUGUCUUUAUCAGCAACAAAUGAAUAUACUCAGGAUUGGACCCAACAAAGAUGUUUAAAAGACAGGGUAGAGUUUAGAAUUAAGAAUUUAGCUGUGAUACAAGAUCAAUGGAAGCUAUCUACAGAUUCUUCUUGUGUGCAAUUGUACCAGAAGUUCUCUACAAUAUAUUUUAUUGAAAAAACACCAGCACCACUUGUCCUACCAGAAUCAUUUCAAGUUAAAGUUCGAAAGUGGCUGAAAAAUAAUGAAGAAUUAUUUAAAGAGGUUUACAAACAGGAAGUAACUCAAGUAGUUAAUGAAUGGACUAAAGAAAAUACAAUAUUUAAUCCAUUACGAGAAAAAAGACCCAUAUCAAAACCCACAGAACCUGAGAAAACAUAUGUAAAAAGGUUAGUAGAAGAAACAGCUAAAAAUUGUGAUUUCUGUAACUAUAAAGAAUUUACUGCAGCUGAUGUAUUUGGUAGACUAGAGUCCAAAUAUUCUUUUUCUGCUUCUAAUGCCUUUAAACUAGGAAAAUAUCAUGAAUUGUUUGCUCUUAAAACUCAUGAUCCUCAUAAUUGGAAUUUGACACAGUUUAUGGAUAUGAUGAAUUUAACUUUAAAAUGGUUUGAUGCAGCUCAUAGAGAUGAUUCAAGUUUUAAUUGUCCAGAGGUUAUCUGGGAUAUUUUACCACGAGCUGGAGCUAGUCAAGUUCAUCCACAUAUGCAUGGUUUACUUGGUAAAACCAGAUAUCAUGGUGAAACAGAUAAAUUAAAACAAGCAGCAAUAGAAUAUGAACGUAAAACAGGAUCUGAUUAUUUUACUGAUUUAAUCAAUGUACAUUCAGCUUUGGGAUUGGUUGUUCAUCAUAAAGAUGCUGUUGCCUUAGCUAACCUUACUCCUAAGAAAGAUCAUGAAGUUAUUAUUAUAGCCAGAAAACCUACUCUAGCUUUUUAUAAGAUGAUAUAUUUUGUAAUGAGAGCUUAUAUUGAUGAUUUAGAAAAAUUAGCAACCUCUAUGGGAAUUGGUCUACCACCCCUGGAUGGUUCAUCAUCCCUCCCAGCAUUUGCUCGUAUUGUAACAAGAGGUGCUGUUGCUGAAAUUAGAAGUGAUAUAAGUUCUUUAGAAUUAUUUUCUGCUGUAAAUGUAAAUAUAGACCCCUUCAAAGUUAUACAAGUUGUUAAACAAUCAAUAGAAAAACGAUCGUAAUGAAGGAGCAAGGACAAACUAAUUAUUACUUUUUUGUGUUUGUUAAAAAAAUUUGAAAACCUGGCACUUAUCUCUCUAUGUGGUUGUCUAUUUUAGGCUCCUAAUUUUAUCAUCCUAAAAGUAUCGUUCCUUUUUAAUUUUAAAAAAUUUUAUUGAACUGGUUGUAUCUCAUGAUUUUGACCUACAUAGAAGUGGCAGGUGUCGUGCUGACUCUUUUCGAAACACCUGAUAGUAAUUCUCAUUCAUACUAUACAAUUAUUGCUCCCAAUUUUGCCUUACUUCGGUCAAGAUUUGGUAAAUAGAAUGUUUUGCUCGUACCCCUAAAUCUUACUAAUUUGGCUUUAAAGGGAAAAGUGUAUUUUCUUACAGCUUUACUUAUUUAUUUUUGAAUUUUUUUUAUUUAUUGGAUAUUUGUUUUUUGAAGGAUUUCUCUGUAACUCUCUCAUUAUUAUAU
Lottia gigantea (owl limpet) is the source of this 1834-nucleotide messenger RNA. RefSeq lists its product as hypothetical. The transcript has 12 exons. NCBI's taxonomy places the organism in Eukaryota, Metazoa, Mollusca, Gastropoda, Lottiidae. Bases 1 to 1380 code for a protein of 459 amino acids. The record is from RefSeq and is a predicted model, not a curated record.